Molecule: messenger RNA, 1139 nt
Organism: Juglans regia (Persian walnut)
Lineage: Eukaryota; Viridiplantae; Streptophyta; Magnoliopsida; Fagales; Juglandaceae
Product: protein N-lysine methyltransferase METTL21A-like
Exons: 1
Coding region: 367-1065 (232 amino acids)
Source: RefSeq, a predicted model, not a curated record
UAAGAAUCCUUUCCAUAACCCCAACCAGCAUCUCUUUAAUAUGUUCGAACUCCUUUUCCUUCUCGUAUUUAUUCUCAUUCCAAGACUUUGAUCCCACAUGUUCAAGCAGUGGCCUGGUAAUGCAUAUGCCAUUUCAAUGAAGUAGAUGAAAGGCUGCAUUAAGCUACAGAGAGAAUCUUGGAAAUAAUUUCAGCAUACAAGACAAGACUCCAGCUUUUCAUCGCCUAUAUUCUCUCGUUUAUGCUUUUCUUGCAUUUUUGGUUCUUAUUUUUACAGCAUACCCAAAACACUCGGUGCUUAUAAAAAUCGUCUAGAAGUUCACAGAAGCUCAUCUAACAUGAUACGGAAGGAGCUCUUCCGGAGAAAAUGGGCGUCAGAGAAAUCCAAGUGGCAGGCAAAACCCUUACAAUCCACGAACUCGAGGACGUCUGCGACUCAGUCACCGGCCGAGCACUCACCGGGUCGUGGGUUUGGGAUUCUGCCCUGGUGUUGUCCGAUUGGAUAGCUACUCAGAACUUUGAUUUCCAUGAGAAGACCGUCCUCGAGCUUGGCGCCGGGGCUGGACUCCCCGGCUUAACGGCUGCUCUUCUCGGUGCCAGGCGAGUCGUGCUCACCGACAUUGGGCCAUUACUUCCUGGGCUGAUAAGGAAUGUGGAAGCCAACGGGCUGCAGGACCGAGUCGAGGUGAAGGAAUACGUUUGGGGAUCGGACAAGUCAACGAGUCAGUCCGGGGACUUGGACGAGUUCAACCUGGUCUUGAUGUCGGACGUGUUUUUCGACACGGAGGAAACGGCUGCCCUGGCGAAAACGCUGAAAAGGGUAUGUGGGGAAAGGAAAGAUACCGUGGUUUGGGCGGCAUGCGAGGUUCGUCCAUGGACCGCUGAGUGCCUGAAUGCGUUGGCGACUCAGGGCUUUGGGGUCAUUGAGUUGUCGAGUCAGUUCAAUCCCUCCAACACCUCCAAUUCGCUGGAAGAAGAGAGUUUUGACAUGUUCGCCAUUUUCCAACUAAUACCACCGAACCAAGAGACCGACGUUGAAGCUGCCGCUCCCUAUUCAUUUCUGUAGUUUUCACUACAGUAAUUUUGCUUCUCUCUUCCCUACAGUUCGAAAGAAUGAAAAAAACCUUUUUGCACUUCUUG